Messenger RNA from Pygocentrus nattereri (red-bellied piranha), 2262 nucleotides. Its product is annotated as gamma-aminobutyric acid type A receptor subunit gamma3. Bases 300 to 1856 code for a protein of 518 amino acids. Gene Ontology annotation, molecular function: GABA-A receptor activity; inhibitory extracellular ligand-gated monoatomic ion channel activity; GABA-gated chloride ion channel activity. The record is from RefSeq and is a predicted model, not a curated record. The transcript has 10 exons. NCBI's taxonomy places the organism in Eukaryota, Metazoa, Chordata, Actinopteri, Characiformes, Serrasalmidae. Gene Ontology annotation, biological process: chloride transport; regulation of postsynaptic membrane potential; monoatomic ion transmembrane transport. Gene Ontology annotation, cellular component: dendrite membrane; GABA-A receptor complex; neuron projection.
UCUUGCAUUCGCACAGGCCGAACAGGCUGUUUUUCCUCAUAGAGCUUCAGGCAGAGGUAGAGCUUCAGUGUGGGUGCGUGGGCGCGCGGGAGCUGUCCACGGUGCUGAUUCCUCCUCUCCAACACCGCGCGGCAUAUGUGACACUCGCAUCUGUUCAGCCUCAGCCAAAGUAGAUGUUAAAAAAAACUCUCCACGACCCACAGCUUGCAGCUUCGAGGCGGUGAAAAGUGCGGCAUCGCCAUGCAGUGGAUGCAGAACUGAACGAGAAGACAAACGCAUCACCUGCACGCUCGAGCUGAAUGAAGCGCGCCAGCCUGCACUUCAGCACACAGACAUGGACUGCUUUUGACGCUGGACUCUUCUGGUCAAUGGGCAGCUCGCGCGAAGAAGCUUUUACACGGGUCUCUGUUGCGACACUCCCUCAGCAAAGUACAGGAUCUCCUCGCUGCCCUCGCUCCAUGUCACACUCAGAAAGGAAACAUCCGCCUCACCUAAACAUGCCAACCAAAUUACUGGUCUACUUCUUACUUCUGUCAGUCUUUCGUGCAUGCUCUCAAACAAUUGCAUCUGAAGAGGAAGAGUACGACGACGUUACUGUGAAUCAAAUGUUGGCACCCAGAACCCACGAGACAGACGCAACGCAAAUACUGAACAACUUGCUGAAGGAGUACGACAAGAAACUUCGCCCUGAUAUUGGAGUUAAACCGACAGUCAUCGAUGUUGAUAUCUUCGUUAACAGCAUUGGACCUGUGUCCUCAAUAAAUAUGGAAUACCAGAUUGACAUCAUUUUUGCCCAGACGUGGACAGACAGUCGACUAAGAUAUAACAGCACGAUGAAAAUAUUAACUUUGAACAGCAAUAUGGUUGGACUCAUUUGGCUACCUGACACAAUCUUCAGAAACUCCAAGAAUGCAGACUCACAUUGGAUUACUACACCCAACCAGCUCCUCAGAAUAUGGAAUGAUGGGAAAAUACUUUAUACACUAAGGCUGACUAUAAAUGCAGAGUGUCAGCUGCAGCUCCAUAACUUCCCUAUGGACGAGCAUUCCUGCCCUCUAAUCUUCUCCAGCUAUGGAUACCCACGAGACGAAAUGAUUUACAAGUGGAGGAAGAACUCGGUGGAGGCAGCCGAUCAGAAAUCAUGGAGACUCUACCAGUUUGACUUCAUGGGCCUAAGGAACACUACAGACAUCAUCAAGACGACGGCAGGUAACCACAUCAUUGGUGACUAUGUGGUGAUGACGGUUUAUUUUGACCUGAGCAGAAGAAUGGGAUACUUCACCAUUCAGACCUAUAUCCCCUGCAUCCUGACGGUGGUCCUCUCGUGGGUCUCCUUUUGGAUUAAAAAAGAUGCAACACCAGCCAGAACAGCUUUAGGAAUAACUACAGUGUUAACAAUGACCACCCUCAGCACAGUGGCCAGGACAUCGCUGCCCAGAGUGUCAUAUGUCACAGCCAUGGACCUCUUUGUCACUGUCUGUUUCCUGUUUGUCUUUGCGGCUCUCAUGGAGUAUGCAACGCUCAACUAUUACUCCUACAGCGCUCGCAGACCUACCUGCAACAAGACAAAGAGAUCGAACUACUCGGUGCUGGAUGUGGGACCUCCUCCUACAGUCAUUGCGCUCAACAACUCCAUGUACUGGCAGGAGUUUGAUGAUGCCUGCAUAUAUGAGUGCCUGGAUGGAAAAGACUGCCAGAGCUUCUUCUGCUGCUAUGAGGAGUGCAAAGGAGGAGCAUGGAGAAGAGGCCGAGUCCACAUAGACAUCCUAGAGCUAGACGCAUACUCUCGUGUCUUCUUUCCCACCUCUUUCCUAUUGUUCAAUGUUGUCUACUGGGUAGGCUACCUCUAUCUUUAGCAACCCCACUUCCUCUUCCAAGACGCAGAGGACGUGGCUUGCAGUUUGGUCCAAAUGGAAAUAGAAGAACAGUCCGAACCAAGACAUUUGAAGGUACAGCCUAUUUAAACAAAUGCUGGUCUCCAGAAAACAAAGAACUUUGCUCAGUCAAAGACCUCUCCAGUAGGUUAGGACACAAAUGAAAAACAAAACUUUGCCAUAACAAAGUUACAGCAGAUACUUUGAAGCCCUUAAGGUAAGCAGCCUGGCUCUUUUAACAUAGUCGGAAGGGUAUUGCCCACAGGCUUUCUGUCUGGUAGCAUUUCCCUGCCAGAAAUCUUUGCCUUUGUUCUUCAGGUACCAAGGGAAAAAAAAAAACAUUCACCAUUCACGUAUCACAGAAGCUUGACUUGUUUUGGCUGAGAAA